Messenger RNA from Nyctereutes procyonoides (raccoon dog), 2078 nucleotides. RefSeq names its product IQ motif containing C (gene IQCC). Gene Ontology annotation, molecular function: protein binding. The record is from RefSeq and is a predicted model, not a curated record. Bases 1 to 1563 code for a protein of 520 amino acids. The transcript is spliced from 5 exons. Lineage: Eukaryota; Metazoa; Chordata; Mammalia; Carnivora; Canidae.
AUGGAAUUAAACCAGACAGACACCGGCUCCGUGUGCUUCCUGCCUUCCCUGCGCCGUCACCCGGGGAAGCCCCCGGCCCCGACCCCGCGGAGGCACCGGGCGCCACACACGGUGGCUCGGACGCGCCAGCUCGGGGGCUGGAUUCCCAGCGCGGGGUCUGCGAGCGCGAGGGGUGAGCCGGCGGCCGGACGCCGGGCAUCACUGCGGGAGGAACAAGGUUGCCAUGGAGGCGGGGGCGGAGCCUGCGCGCGGCGCGGACUCGUGACGCAACUCGUAGGCGCCCGGCCAGCGGCCGGUCCGUGGGCGCCGGGAUGGAGCGGGAGCGGUUGGUGUGGAGCGUCUCGGCGCUGCAGGCCUGCGUCCGGGGCUUCUUGGUCCGACGCCACUUCCAGAGUCUUCGGGCUGAGUAUGAGGCUAUUGUACGAGAAAUCGAGGGUGAUCUGGGCACGCUUCAGUGGACAGAGGGCUGGAUUCCCAGGCCCCAAUUUAUCCCUGAGAAGUGACAGCCCCUGGUUUCAGGAUGAGCACAGCAGGAAAGCCAGGAAUGUCAGCCAAGAGGAGAUCAGAGAUACGCCAAGUAUGGAAAACCCAGAAGCUGCAGGUCCAGGACUGCCCUACAGCCCCACAGAGCUCCGGGAGCUCCAGUACCACCACAACCACUUGGCCAUGGAACUGCUGUGGCUGCAACAGGCUAUCAGUAGCCGUAAGGAGUACCUGAUUCUCAAACAAACACUGACAUCUGGCCCAGAGGUGAGCCGGCCCAGAGACAAGCCCAGCUUGUGCCCAGAUGGCAGGACACAGACCUGUGAGAGGGCUGGGUCACAAAGAAGCCCGCCACCAAAAAACCAGUCCUACAAAGACAGGACCACUAGAGAGCCAGACUAUGUGGGUGACUGUUGGAGGCUCAAAGCACAACGCCACAAGUCCCUGGAAAGACUGGCCACUACAGACAAAACCACUGCUGGGAACAAGUACAGUGACCCAUGCUACAGAAGAGCUGGGCCACAGCUUCCCACACUAUCAGAUAACCAGGCCUUAGAGAACAGGUUCGCCAAAGAGCUAGACUGUGGAGAACAGACCUUUGGACGGACCUGCCCGCAGUGGAUGACUGCCCUGGAUGACCACACCCCCAAAGGCCUCAAACCCAGGGGCUCCUAUUCCGAAAAGGCCAGGACCUGGGUGCCCACACUCUGUGAAGACCCAGAUAUUGAGGACAAGUCUCCCAGAGGGCCGGAACACAGAGAGGCCAAUCGCCAAAGUGCUAGGCCACGGAAGUUGGACCUCUCAGAGGACUUUGGCAUCUGGGAUGAGACCUUGGCAGAGUAUGGUGGCCAGGAUCUCUGGAAGACUAAACCACCUAAGGGCCAGUUCCCUAGUGACAAAAGCUCCAGAGACAGAACCUCCAAUGAACCUAGCCACGAGGAAGGGAAAAACCAGAGGACUGUACCAUGGCAAUCAAGGCCGCCUGAGAAACUGUCUUCAACAGGGACACUCCACAUGGGAAAGGAAGGCCCUCCCUGGGGAGCCAGGGGGAAGACCCGCUUCCAAAGGGGGGUGCUAUGAGAGGGUGAUGAGGGAGGCAGGGCUUCAUUCUUGCUCCCUGCUACCAGCUCUACCUUCUGCCCUUGGCCAUUGGUGGCUAAUGGGACCAAGAGAAGCUGGAGCAAGGAGCUGGCACCAGCAUAGGGAGAGGAAAGGAAGAGACUCUCUUCCAUCCUCUGUCUGUAGCUUAAUCCAAAUUUUGGGACAGGGAGUUAUCCGGGGUAAGUAAAGUGGGGAGCUUGAUAGAGAAUAAAGGUUUUUCAUGGAUUCUACACCUGGUUACAUUCAUCAUCUGUCUCUGUUCAGGAUCGACAUUGGGCCUUCCUGUUCCCUACCUGCUGGCAUGGGGCAUCUUCCCAGGGCUGGCUGGGAGCCACAGUCCAGGGGCUGACUGGCCAUCCUUGGGAACAGCCCCCAAAGCUGAUCUUCCUUUGAGCUCAGCCCUUGGCCUUCGGAGUGGCAGGGCGCCUCAGAAUUCUUCCCUCUAUCCAGUAUUGGAACAUCUGUGUUUCAGUGUUAUCUCAGCACUGCCUCUC